This is a messenger RNA of Falco peregrinus (peregrine falcon), 2332 nucleotides long. RefSeq names its product RAB37, member RAS oncogene family (gene RAB37). Gene Ontology annotation, molecular function: GTPase activity; GTP binding. The transcript has 10 exons. Gene Ontology annotation, biological process: cellular response to insulin stimulus; neurotransmitter receptor transport to postsynaptic membrane; protein localization to plasma membrane. The record is from RefSeq and is a predicted model, not a curated record. Gene Ontology annotation, cellular component: dendritic spine; synaptic vesicle; endosome. Lineage: Eukaryota; Metazoa; Chordata; Aves; Falconiformes; Falconidae. The coding region runs from base 136 to 885 and encodes 249 amino acids.
GCGGGGCGAACGGGACCGGGCCGGGCGGGGCUGGGCGCUGUCCGCGGUGCUGAGGGCGGCGCGGGCGCUGUCCGCGGUGCUGCAGGAGCGGCCCGGUCCCUCCCGGCGGCGGGAGCCGGCCCAUGCUCCUCGGCCAUGGAGGCCCGCGCCGCCGGCCCGGGGGGGGCUGGCUACAACGAGGCCCUGCUGCACAAGACAAUCCUGGUCGGAGACAGCGGUGUGGGGAAGACAUCUCUGCUGGUCCAGUUUGACCAGGGCAAGUUCAUUCCUGGCUCCUUCUCCGCCACUGUGGGCAUUGGGUUUACGGUGAUGUUACUUGGAGACUCAGGCGUGGGGAAAACCUGCUUCCUACUUCAGUUCAAAGAUGGGGCCUUUCUCUCCGGGACGUUCAUAGCCACCGUGGGCAUAGAUUUCCGGAACAAAGUGGUGGCGGUGGAUGGUGUGAAGGUGAAACUGCAGAUAUGGGACACGGCAGGACAGGAGCGUUUCCGCAGUGUCACCCACGCCUACUACAGGGAUGCCCAAGCCCUGCUGCUGCUUUACGACAUCACCAGCAAGAUGUCCUUCGACAACAUCCGCGCCUGGCUGACGGAGAUCCACGAGUACGCCCAGAAGGAUGUGGUCAUCAUGCUGCUGGGCAAUAAGGCUGAUGUGAGCAGCGAGAGGGCUGUGAGGACAGAGGAUGGAGCAUCGCUGGCCAGGGAGUACGGGGUGCCUUUCAUGGAGACAAGUGCCAAGACAGGCAUGAACGUGGAGCUGGCCUUCCUGGCCAUUGCCAAGGAGCUGAAGCAGCGCGCGAUGCAGCCACCAGACGAGCCCCGCUUCCAGAUCCAUGACUACAUCGAGUCACAGAAGAAGAAAUCCGGCUGCUGUGCCUUUGCCUGAGAGCGACCAGGAGGAGCUGGCAGCCCUGGGGGUGCAGGCAGGCAGGAGGCAGAGCAGGGGCCCAAUCCUACCCUCAAGCACCUGAGGGAAUCAGGUUCUGACAAGCCAAGCAUGGAUGGGACAAUAUGACAGAGCAGAGAGUGCACAAGGAGAGCCAUCGUUCCAGCACCAAGGACCAGGGGCCAGAUCCUGCUGCUCUGUGGGGCAAUGCCUAGAGCUUACUGUGUGCCACUGGGACAACAACUGCAGUGUGAUGACUGCCAGCCUGGCCAGUAAGCCACAGUGCUGCCCCCAUCACCCAAGCAGGAUGCAGGAUACAGCCCCACACCUGGCUGAGAGCCCCUUGGAGCCACUGCAGGGGCUGUGUGUGCACCAUGGAUGAGUACCUGUGCAGCCCCUGGCCGUCCCCUCCCCUGCAGCCAUCCCUGCUCCCAGCGCUGCUCCCAUCUGGCUGGAAGGGUCUGAUCCAGCCCCUGUGUCCCUGAUGCUGCUGGGCUAUUGCUUCCCUCCAGGGAGCCUUGGCUCUGCCCCCCAGGCUGCCCCACACCUGGGUGCAGCCAAUGCCCACACUUGGCUGAGGCUCCUCACUGCUGCAGUUGCUGCCGUCGGCUUUUAUCCUCCUGCUGCCACGAGGGCAGUGAUACCCUGGUUGUGUCCCGGUUCUGCCGAAGGAAGGGCUGGGAUGGGGAAGCAUCUAGCCAAGCCUGUUGCCUGCCCACACAGCUGGCAUGAGAAAUAAAACUAUCCUGGGAGCACCCAAGCGACACUUGGGGCACUUCUAGUACACAUGGCAAUCUGGAAAAACAUUUAUUUCCCCCCUUCUUGUUGCCACAGGAAUUAGAGACUUUAAAAAAAAAUAAAAAAAAAAAAGAGAAAAUCCUUUUUCUUUUCAAUCCCUCCAGACAAAACCAUCUCUGGCCUCACGCAGGCUGGAGCUGGUGGGGUGGAGGUGUCUGCAGUGGCCUGGGGCUGCUGUUGCCUGCCGGCUCCCAGGGCAGGCUGGGUUUCUCUGCCGUUGCUGCACAUGUAAUACAACUGUUUCUUCCUGCUGCUGGCAAAUAGCAGCUGAAACCCACUCUCUGGAAAGCAGAUGCCUGAGAUGCUUCAGCCAGCAAACGCUGCUACAUUGGGCACUGGCGGGGUGCAAGCCUUGUGCAUUGCUGCACAUCCCCAGUGCUCAGCCUGACCCUGCCAGCACACUGCCGGCACUAUCUGGGGCAGUGACGGGUGAAUAUUUGGUUAUGUAGCUGAAGAGCUCAUGUGAAGGGGAGCUGUGAAGGGGAUGGCACUGCUGCAUGUAGGAAUUGGGGACAGUCCGGCACAUCCAUCCCUCCUAGCACCUUCCCUGGCUGCCUUCACCUCCCACCUGCCUUGGUGCUGCCUUCACCUCUGCUCUGCUCCCAGGUCUCUCUUUGCAAGUUUAUAGAUUAAAGCUGUGUAUUUUCAA